Hippoglossus stenolepis (Pacific halibut) is the source of this 1647-nucleotide messenger RNA. RefSeq names its product hydrogen voltage-gated channel 1 (gene hvcn1). Bases 438 to 1112 code for a protein of 224 amino acids. Gene Ontology annotation, cellular component: plasma membrane. Lineage: Eukaryota; Metazoa; Chordata; Actinopteri; Pleuronectiformes; Pleuronectidae. The record is from RefSeq and is a predicted model, not a curated record. The transcript is spliced from 7 exons. Gene Ontology annotation, biological process: proton transmembrane transport. Gene Ontology annotation, molecular function: voltage-gated proton channel activity.
UCAUCCAUGAGCAGCUUCUUAUCCAAGACCUCGUCGGAAACAGUUUUAUUCGGCUCGAUUCUAAGAGCAAAUAUAGUAUUGUAAUUAAAGGCUUAUUAUGGAAACGUUUCCCGCUGUACAAGGCGUCUUUUGGGGAAUUAGUGUGUGAAAAUGUGUAUCUUAAGUUUAUAUAUGUGACGCUUCUUAGACGUGUGGGUUGUCCCUGUGUCCAGCUGAGCGAGACAACAUGGACCUGAGAGACUGAAGCGGUGUGAGGACACAACCGGAGAGAGAGGCGGAGUGUUUCUGCUUCCACUCCACUUACCCCCAGUCUUCAGGGACAGGAGCCGUACACAGCUCAGAGGACUAAGGUGCCACAGGCAGAGGAGCUACGAAGUAACAACAUCUUCCUGUGAGGUGAGCUGAGGUGGGACGCGGUCCUCUACGUUCCUGCUGGUAUGGCUCAAUACCUGAGGCAUUUCACCACUGUUGGUGAUGAGCAGCCGUCUCAGUUGGAAGAAGAGCUGCAUGACGUCAGUGAGGAGCUGAGCCCGGCCACAGGACUGUUCCCAACAACACUGACCUUCAGGGAUUCACUGAAGAGACUCUACAGCUCUGACCGGUUCCAGGUGUUGGUGGUGUGUUUGGUCAUCCUGGAUGUCAUGUUUGUUCUGGCAGAGUUGAUUAUAGAUCUGUCUGUUAUCAACCUGAAACAUGAACACAUUGCUGAGGUGUUUCACUACCUGAGUCUGGCUGUACUCACAUUCUUCAUGGUGGAGCUGGCUGGUAAGAUUUUUGCUUACCGCCUGGAGUUCCUCCAACACAAGUUUGAAGUAUUUGAUGGUUUGGUGGUGGUGGUGUCCUUCGUGUUGGACAUUGUCUUCAUUUUCCACGAGGAUGCCUUUGAUGGGAUGGGUCUCCUCAUCCUACUGCGACUCUGGAGGGUGGCCAGAAUUAUCAAUGGAAUCCUGUUGUCAGUGAAGACCCGUGCAGACCAGAGGCUCCACAAGCUGAAGGAAACCUACGACCACCUCGUUCAGAGAAUCACAGAGCUACAGGAGCGCACCGAUAAACUGGAACAAGAUAAACAGAAACUUGAAGACCUCCUGAAGAAGAACAGCAUAGACUUCUAACUCAUCAAAGUAACUUCAGUGGACCUACUGUUCAAUGUCAUUUAUAUUAUGUUCCUUUCUGCACCAUUGUUUUUAAUUUUCAAACUAUAUACUCCUUCAUAAACUUUUAUUGUAGACCUUAUUUCAGUAUUCCUAUUACCUGUUCACAGAAUCUUUACUAUCAACUGUACAGUUGGUUGUAGACAUUUAGUGUAAUCUUCUCAUUUUGAAUAUCAGUCGAAGUGUGUCCAUGGAAACCUGGAGUGAUGGAAACCAGUGAAAGUACUGCAUUUAUCUAAUGAAUGCCAAAUAUUCUGAUGCUACUGGAUAUGACUAUAAAGCUAUGAGGCCACAGCCUUAACUUGCCUGUAAAUAAUUGUAACUUUCUUUAUACUGAUAACUUGCACAUAAAACAAAAUUUACAUCUACUGAGUGACAUUGAGAAGAACUGUAUGUUUUGUAAAAAAAAGGAUUUCAUUUAUUCAACAAUGUUAAAUAAUCUUACAAAGAUUAUAUGUACAUUAUUAACAGUAUUAAAUUGAUUGUACAAACAGAA